Messenger RNA from Dermacentor albipictus, 7309 nucleotides. RefSeq names its product growth factor receptor-bound protein 14-like. NCBI's taxonomy places the organism in Eukaryota, Metazoa, Arthropoda, Arachnida, Ixodida, Ixodidae. Gene Ontology annotation, biological process: signal transduction. The record is from RefSeq and is a predicted model, not a curated record.
CCAGUGUACUCUCCUGCCGUACGACGCCGUGGCGCGCGCGUUGUGUUGUUUAGUGGGACGCCCGCUUUGGCAGACGCGCAUUGAGCUCGCCGCCCGGCCGUCGCACCGUGUGCUGUGCUGUGCAACGUACCCGUGCCGUGUGUUGUGACGGUGUGCGUACUACUUGCCGUGUGCGCGCGUUUAUCCUAGGCGCUCGUAAGCACGGCGGACCGUGAGCAUCAGCACCAACGCCCGACCGCCGCCGGUAGCAGCAGCAGCAGCAGCCCCUCGCUGCAUGCCGCGCGUUGGCUCCGCUGCGCCGUCGCAGCGUCCACAACGACCCGCCGUGUGGCCGCGUAGAUGGAGGUGUUCGGCUGCUGGCCCACCACCACCCGUCGUGCUCGGAUCGCCCCACCCUGUUCGUCGUCAGUGCCCCCGAACUGCCGCCUGUGUAGCUGCCCCAUUCAGCAGCCUCCGCCGCCGCCCAAACUUCAGGGGUACCCGUUGAGCCUCACCAAGGAUUUGAAAGACUCGUUGAACGCCCUGCAGCAAGCGGAGCAAGCGCCGCCGCACCAGGCAUCGCCCGAUAACCGUUGGCUAGAGGAGGAACACUACUUGGCCGCCCGAGGUGUGGGCUGGGGUGCCGCGUUCAACAGCAUGAGUUGCCUGCAGCUCUCCAACUCCAUCCUCCAGAUGACCGCCAGCUCGUGUGGCAAGGCGAGCUCGUCGUCGGCGGCCUCCGACGAAGCGUCCUCGGUGCGCCAGCUGCUGCUGAGCGGCGGCUCGUCGUCGUCCAGCCUCGGCUCGUCGUCGGCCCCGGACAGCGGCUAUGGGCUGCCCUUCUGCAUGGACGAUGACCAGGCGACCGAGACCGCCGCACCGCCCGAGGCGGCGCUGACGUUCCACCUGCCGGACGGGGGCACCCAGCGCAUGGUGGUCGAGGAGAACCUCCGCUGCAUCGACCUGUGUCAUCUGCUGACGCUCAAGCUGAACGUGGCCCGAUCGCCCACCUGGACGCUCGUCGAGAGGAUCGCGCAGCCGAGGAUCGAACGCAGCCUCGAAGACCACGAAGAGGUCCUCCAAGUGUACGCAUCCUGGGGAAAGAACAAGGAGCACUGUGGGAACAAUUUCUUCUUCCGGCAAGACUUCAGGAAAUAUGAGUUCUUCAAUUCUCCCCUGCUCCCUUCCAAUUCCCAGCAAUUCUUCUCUCUGGACAUGGUGGAUCUAGGGCCUCAGCUUGACUGCCUGGCAGAGUCAACCGAUCUUGCAAAAUUGAUAACCCUGCAGAACAUCCUAAGCCAAGGCGAGCGUUGUCCCGUGGUGCACAGCCUGCUGUGGUACCGGGAGCCCGGGAAACAGUCCUGGAAGCAGUCAUACUUCCGAGUAGAAGACGGAGAGCUCUCCGUUCUCCCAUCAGGACACAAGGACGAAACGUGGCAGCUGCAACACAUUGCCAGCUUGAAGGACUGGAAUAUCUUUGUGCCAUACGACAAAGGCCUGAGCGGACCAACAGCGUUCCAGUUCUGUCUGAAGCCCACGAGAUCCAACAGCACUGGAAGCAGCGAUCUAAUGUGGUUUUGCAGCAGCACAGAACAGCAGCGCCAGUGCUGGAUCAUUGCACUCAGACUUGCAAAGUUUGGGAAGAAGCUGCGUGAAAACUACAAAGAGCUACGGUCCCGCUACUCUGAGCACGCAUGGGCCGCAGAGCCCGACCGGGACCCCAUGUCGUCUCCCUGGGUUGCAAUGGACUUCACAGGAAGCAAGGGGCGAGUCAUCGAGGACCCCCAGGAAGCAGAAGCUGUAGCAGCAGCUGAGGCUCAAGUCUGGAAGAGGAAGCUGCCCUGCUGCCGGUCAGGUCAGGCUUCGCCAACAGCAAUGCCACAGCCAAGCGGGCCUCCUCCCCAAUGGGCAGGGUCUGCAGCCACAGCUGAGCUGGGGCUGCAGCAUAUGCAGCCCUGGUUCUACAGUGGCAUGUCACGUGAGGAAGCCAGCCAGCUGUUGCUCAAGCAUGGCACAGUCGAUGGCGUUUUCCUUGUCCGGCAAAGCCUCACUAAGCCCGGCUCCUACGUGCUCUGCUAUGUGUACAGAGGGAAGGUCCACCAUGUGCAGAUUAUCUCCGUGGAAGAGAAGGACCAGCUGUGCUACUCACUUGACAAUGGCCGCACCAAGUUCUACGACCUCCUGCAGCUGGUCGAGUUCUAUCAGCUAAACCUGAGCUACCUUCCCACCAAGCUAACGCACUUCCUGGUACAUCAGCCACGCCGCAAGUGCACGCCACCUUCCUCCUCACCGUCGGCACCCAGUCCCUUCAAUUAACCAAGUGCCCAGUCACUAGCAAGCCCAUCAUAUGCUUCAACCCUGCCAUCUGAAACAUGGAUGUCCCCAGCGGACAGUGUAGUGCGCUGUUCAGGAUUGGUGUGACUUACGUUUGUGUGAGCUCAACAACAUUGUGCUGUGCAACGUGUUUUCUCGAGGUGGAAGAAGGUAACGGAGCGUGUCUGGAACCGCACUGGAGCAGCGGCCAUUUGCACAGAACCCCCGCCCCCCGACCAAGUUUGUUCACGAGCGCGCCAUGGGACGCUCUAACCAUCGUACUUGUGUGUGCAGCAGGACAGGACAGACUUUGUGGCACAUGCUUCCUCUCGUUCUGCUUUUUUUUUCCCCCAGUGGUUAAGUGAGGCCCCAUUAUUGCCUCAUCUUGUAUUGUAGUUAUUUAUUUGUGUCUUUGCUGGCUGGCUGGCUGGCUUGGGUCCCUGUCAAAGAACUGUAGAGCCAGUUUGAUGCUUCCCCUCGCCUCACUUUUUGUUUGCUCAUCAUCUUGUUUCUGGUCAUCCAGCACUGUUCUCCUCCUCCUCCAUUGAAGAGUAUGAGAGCAAUGUCCAAAGAGUCACUGGGCUUGCACAAAGGUCUGAGGUGUCUUACACACGUUGCGCAGAAGCCAUGUGAAUAUUCAGCCUUGCUAUUUGAGCUGUUAAUUGUACACCUAAUUAUGCUUCAUCUUGAGCUGCGCACCUGAGAAUAAGCCUGACCUGUUUUUUUCAUUGGCGUGAUGCUAGCCUUUAUAUGUUCAUAAUUAGUUGACACUGGAAAACCAAAUGGAGCCUGAACUGCUUUCAUUGUCAGAUGUGUCACAACAGUUGUGUUCACUGUAAUAUUCUGUGCAGUUUUUUGCAUGUGUAAUACUUACAUGCUAAGCAGUGUACAUAGUGAGAGGGCACUUAGGAACAGCACACUGUACACGUGUCUGUAGGGUGCUCUUAAUCCUUGAUCCUACCUCCUACAAUGCAUGUUGUCUCAGUACUGCAUGGUGUGGUGCCCGAUACUUAUUUCUUGACUUUCUUACAAAAUAAAUGAGAACCAUCGAACCGUAGGAAAAGGCUUUAUAAUUAUUUGCUUAAUGGCAGUCAAAAAGUUUUUCAUUUGCGUCCUAAAUGGGCUGGCAGGGAAGAGUGAAACCCAAAUGUAGCUGAACUUCUGUGUUAACGGGUGUGCACCUGUAGAUUGGUGUGCAAAACCAGUAAGACUGCUUUUGGCAGGUGCAGGGAACAAUUGCUUUUCACACAGGCUGUCUCUCAUUGUACUGAUCAUUUGUUCUCUCAGGAAUUGCCUAAAUACUGCUGCAUGUGUGACAUUUGGGAAGAAAACCCUUAUCUAGGGUCUUGUUGGAGUGACAUCUGCGUCUGCUGUAGGAUGACGUCCAUGUGUUGGUGGUGUUGGACGGAGCAGCAGUGUAAUUGAUGCUAGUGGCUGACACAUAUUUUCUUUAAAUUCUGUUAGGAGCACCUUCUAGUUGAGUAAAUUUAAGGAAUAGUUGUUGUAGAUAUAUUUUUUGUAUGCAUUUAACUGUGCUAAAGUUACAAUUAAAGAUGUGUCUUGUUGUGCCUAAAACAUUUUUUUUUUUUAAUUCUCUCAAGGCCUUUUCUCCAAAUUAGAGAUACAGAUAUGUAGUGAAGGUACUGCGUCAUUCUUUUCACAAAAUACUUUGUCCCAGAAGCCCUACCUUCUCUACUGCUAGUGUGUGCUAAGGAGGAGUGUUCACUAUGCACAAAAAUAACUACGUUGUGUAAAAGGCGAUCCUUGAGCUAGCUUCCAUUUGUGGUUCUUCAUUUUCCUGGUGUCUUCGAUGCUUCUUUGGGUGUUCCUAUCAUGUGCACACACACUGGCAUGCAAGUUUGUACAUACACAUUGUAAAUUUGGUGCCCAUAUGUCAUGUUUUACUGUGAAAUAUUUAACUAAACUAGAUGCCAGAGAACAUGUAUGUAUGUGUGCGUGUGUGUGUACUUAAGUUAUGAUUUCUCAUAGUGCACAGUUUUACUUUGGUUUGCUUACAUGUGCAUUUCUGUAAUCCUCAGUAAAACUCUUUGCUGUCUGAGUGACCCAGGAAGUGUUGGACAAUACUUCCAAUGCAACCUUUGUUCCUCGUGCAUUUGGAUUUCUCUGAUGUCUGCACGCAAACGAACAUGUCUGUGUAUGGUUCUGCGCUCUUUUGUGUGUACUCCUGUAAAAGGCUGCGAAGACUCACAUGAUCAGAGAUACAUCCAGCUCACACAGCAUAUUGUGCGAAUGGCAGUUGUAUAUACCCUCAAGGAUUUUGUAAUUUCCUUCGAGUAAUUGUUUCUGUAUUGGUUUUUCGUAUUGCUGUCUGUUCACUAUGUUGAAAGAUAAGUUAUUUCAGUCUAUUCACUUGAGUCAGGAUAUUGAAGAAAUGUUCCUAACAUAUUGCAAAAAUUCAGUCUGUUUUGCAAACCACUGUGUAUCAUUAGCACUUCCAGGAACUUGCUUUGGCUAAUUUUGAUUUUAAAAGUACUGGUAUAUGUUGCUGACCUUCUAAAGGUUUGAAACAAGCAGUACAUGAUGUCUUCCCAACUCAAACUGAGCAAAGAUGGUAGCUGCAAAUGCCGGGAUCUGCCUUGAACUUUGAGUGGUAGCAUUCUUUCUUUUCUCAUAAUGGGUGGUAUGCAAGGAUGGUAUUGUAAGACAUAUUGUGAUUUGUGUGGAGCUGGAGCAUUUUUCACUGUCCAGCACUGCCUCAGUUUUUACAGAGAGACCUUGUCAGGUAGCAAGCCAUUCUUGUGCACUUUUAUUUAUAAAGGCAUUGCUUGAUUGAAUGAUCUCACACUGCUGCCAGUCAAGCUCAUUCUUUGUCAUUCAAGUUGUGUGCGUAGAGAAUGGAGGCAACAUGUGCAUAGUCACAACACUUCAAAGUAUCAUUUAUCCUUGCGAGAAUAUUUGGUCAUCACGAAUUUUUUUUUUUCUGAAAAGCGUUUCCUUUUGAUAGACCUGGUUAGUUGUGUAUAGUAUCAUGUUCUAUCCAGUUCUGUUACUAUUAACUGCUUUACUGGACAUAAAGAAACUAUGAAAAGUGUCAAGUCAAGAGGCCUUUCUUGUAACACUCUUGAGUACAGUUACACUCAAUUGACUCAUGCCCUACUGUCUCGUACUGCCCACACCGCUCAAAUGCGUUCCUGAAUGAAAAACCACACAAGCCCUAGUUGUAAGCAUGAAAGCAUGAUGAAAGCAAAUAUUCAAAGCAUGCAUCACUGCAGUCAUUUCCUUUGUUUAAUCGUUGAAUGCUGUCUUGUAGCAUACUAUAUGUUGUAUGUUUGCUGGAAUGUGCAUAAUUUCAGUCUGCUUGAAUCUAUUUGCAUGAAGUGUGUUUUCACACGUGAGUUUUCGGUAACCUUUGUGGCAAAAUUGUGCACACUGUGUGUGCGGCAUCCGUAUAUUGAGCAGCUCCAAUGAAGACAGCAGCUUUACUGUGGAUUUUGAUUAGGAACAUGUUUGUAGCCAUUUGACCAGGUUGACGAGAGGCACUGGUGCGGUACGUGUGCGGUACGUGUGCUAGUGGCCAUUCAGCAAGCGUUGAGGCUGGCCUCAUUUGCUGUUCCCAUCUGGUGUGAGUUCUCACAGGCGCGUAUGCCACACUCCUCUUCCUCAAAAACUUCUCGACGCACAUUUACUCUCAGCCUCGGUUGUCUUAUGCUUCGGGCGUGCACUUUCUUUACUGCAGAUGAGGCUGCUUUGUACCUUUGACUUUGCCUGGUUUCUUCUCUGCGCUUACGAUUCUGAAUUCUAGAAUUGAAAAAUGUGUUCCGCUCAAACUGCAUCCUGGGGGUGUAUCUUGUAGCAAUUCUUUCCAUUUUCGAUUCGUUGUGCCACUUCGUUAGCCAAUUCUCAAGAUGCCACAGCCUCUUUAACUCCGUGGUUGAUCACUUUGUAUGACGGAUGAUAAGUGAAUAGAAUCGAAAGAAAAGAACGCUUGCAAAAUACAGCUCCCACAUGAAUUUUGUCGGUACUCACACAUGCUUUGGGUAGGCAGCUUGUUGCUGGCAUUUAAUCCGACAGUCAUCUAUGAAGCGGAUCAUAUUAAUUACAGCUGAACUGAAACUUCCACUGGUGUUGGAGGUCCAACUGGCCCUGGUGUAUUCAAAAUUUUAUGGCCACCCACGAUGUGGUGCAUAUAUGUCAGCUACACCCGUGCAAAUAAGUGGUGCGAGCAUGAUAUAUAUACCAGGCUAGUUCUGACAAAAGUCAUGCCGCUGUGCUGCUUUUCUUUUUUCAUCUGCCGUAAAAGUACUUUGACUGCUGCAGCUUGACACACUCGUUCACCUGCAUGCCAAAUGCAAGCAGUUCAGCCUGCUUGAUUUACACCUGUCGGGAAAAACAUGUGGCUUAGGCCAGUUUGCUUGUAACUGCUGGGCCUCGCACAGUGCACUAUGUGUCUUUUCACUGUCUACUGUAAUAAAACUCCAGCAUCAGUGGCCUCUGAAAAAAUAACAGUUCCAAAGAAAACCUGGAGAAUGAAAGCCUGAAAGUGCACAGAUUUGUGUGAAGAGCAGGGCAAUUUCAUUCACUUGACAUCACAGGGUUACAAUAUGUUACCAAUAGCAACACAUGCAUCCAGCAUGCUUAACUCGAAAGAAAGGUAGCUUGCCAGCAACAUGGCACACUCGCAAUUUGCUGUUUUGAAGAAGAAAUUACGUUUUUUUUUUUCCUAGCACAAUCGUGCACACCUUUUAAAGAAUAAUUUUUACAAGGAAUGAGCAGGUAACUACAGUAUGCUGUGCUUUGCGCUGGGAGAUAAUCUGCUCUCAAAGCGGUUUAUCAUAGAGACAGGUAACUGAUGUCUUUGCGAGAACAAGGCAAAUAUGCAACUGUUGGGAGUCAUAUGUGUCUCUUCCGGAAUGUGCCCACUGUCUCGAGUGUUUAUUUAUUGCGAUUAUCAUGUGUCGUUCGUAUUACGUUUUGUGUCACUAUUUGAUGAAAAAAUACAGUAAACCAAAAAACGAAUUGUGAGUCUAUGCAAUAAAAAAUUUGAGUAUUCACAGCA